Procambarus clarkii (red swamp crayfish) is the source of this 789-nucleotide messenger RNA. Lineage: Eukaryota; Metazoa; Arthropoda; Malacostraca; Decapoda; Cambaridae. The record is from RefSeq and is a predicted model, not a curated record.
AUGAGUAAGGCGGAGGCUGGUGUGGGCGUGGAGGCUGGUGUGGGCGUGGAGGCUACUGUGGGCGUGGAGGCUGGUGUGGGCGUGGAGGCUGGUGUGGGCGUGGAGCCUGCUGUGGGCGUGGAGACUACUGUGGGCGUGGAGACUACUGUGGGCGUGGAGGCUACUGUGGGCGUGGAGGCUACUGUGGGCGUGGAGGCUACUGUGGGCGUGGAGACUACUGUGGGCGUGGAGGCUAUACCAUUGGCCGGCCAUAGGCUAUACUCUAGGGCAGAGAAACAAAUGGAGGCGGCCUUAAUUGCUAAGGAUGUGGAGGGCGGGCGGUGCCCCCCUAGGGCCGACCUUAGGGCACCAAGCCCCCCGCCCUCUCGGCCUCCAAGACCCCGCCCUGUCGGCCUCCAAGGUCCCGCCCUGUUGGCCUCCAAGGCCCCCGCCCUGUCGGCCUCCAAGGCCCCCGCCCUGUCGGCCUCCAAGGCCCCCGCCCUGUCGGCCUCCAAGGCCCCCGCCCUGUCGGCCUCCAAGGCCCCCGCCCUGUCGGCCUCCAAGGCCCCCGCCCUGUCGUCCUCCAAGGCCCAGCCCUGUCGGCCUCCAAGGCCCCCGCCCUGUCGGCCUCCAAGGCCCCGCCCUGUCGGCCUCCAAGGCCCCCGCCCUGUCGGCCUCCAAGACCCAGCCCUGUCGCCCUCCAAGGCCCAGCCCUGUCGGCCUCCAAGGCCUCCACAUGACAAACACGAUAACCGCUCCCCAAACGGUGGACAAGUGGCCUUGAUGGCCUCCGUGAACCAGCCUACAUAA